This is a messenger RNA of Penicillium maclennaniae, 480 nucleotides long. RefSeq lists its product as uncharacterized. The record is from RefSeq and is a predicted model, not a curated record. The coding region runs from base 1 to 480 and encodes 159 amino acids. NCBI's taxonomy places the organism in Eukaryota, Fungi, Ascomycota, Eurotiomycetes, Eurotiales, Aspergillaceae. The transcript is spliced from 3 exons.
AUGUUCUCUCUUCAUUUUGCUCGCUCUGCUGUUCUCGUCUCCGACGACGUCUCCCCUGCCUCCCCGGCCGCCGUUUCUCCCGCCCUCUCCUCCUUGGAGACUACUUUCGGUGCGGGAACACAAUCCUGGCACGUUGUGCUUACAUCUUGUGGCAUUGUUGUGUUCUUGGCCCUGGUGGUCUGCCACAUUGCUUGGUUCCUUCAUUGGAACAAUAAUCGAUACAUCCCACAACAAGCCCUGUCGGCCGAUGCCUCGCUGGCAACCCGCCAGCAGGCUCUAACGAUGAGGCGAGAAUCUUGGUUGGGUCAAUUCCUGGCCCGCUACCGCCGCCAACCCUCGGCCGUGAACCCAACCACGGCGUCACCCUCGGCCGUCAACCCACCCACGGCCGCUACCCCCAACCCCGUGCAAGGACCUGUCCUUCCUCCGACUCCGGGAGACCAGGGUCAUACUACGGAAUGUCAGGCCGGUCCUCAUUGA